AUGUCGUUCAGUAUCGUACGUCGUAUAGUGCUCGUCGUGCUGCUAUCGGUUGGUGUUGUACAGGGUGAGGUGAGUUUCCCGGGCGUGGAGUUCAAUGCCGCGGUCGGAGAACCGGCACACGCCAGUAGCUACUACAACUACGCGCCUAACGCUCUACACGACACGGAAUUCGUCCCUAGCAACGCUAACGACGGAUUCCCCGACAAAACGAGCUGGUGGUCGGCCGGUGACAACGCAACAGAGCAGGUUUUCUGGCAGGUUAAUAUGAGUUCGUUAGCUCCGACACUUUCUCGGAUCGUCGUGCGUUGGCACGGCUACCUGUCGCCCAGGAGCUACCGUAUCCGAGUGUCGUAUGACGGCAUCGAGUUCACGAGUAUCCUCGCUGUCUUUAAUCUCAGCAAUGCCUACGACCGAGUGGAUAACCACACGGAAGGGCUCACUACACUCACGUCCAAGUUCAAAUACCUCCGCCUAGUCAUAGGCGACCCAAACGUCUGCAGCGACCAAUUCUCGUGCACAGACGAUGGAGUAAGCGAGACGACGAGCAGCACGAACGAACGCGUGGUCUACGGCAUCCGAGAGGUGGAAGUGUGGGCCAAAGGGACCAGGAACGAGGCGAUCAGACCGGCAGGAAUCGACGGCAGCGUGACGGUUCUUGGUCUUUUAGUGAUGUUAGUGACGGUAUGAAGACGACGAGUAAGCAUGAAUGAAACGAUGAGUACGAAGGAAGAGGCUAAUGGUAGGCACUUUCUAUUGGAAACAAACUGGAAACUCACUCACUACUCACUCACAAGACACACGCGCCAGUCCAAGACGCGGUUACGCGCAGAAUGGGAGAAGACGACCUACACUCAAAACACGACCGCGGUCGGCGAGCGAGCGGGAGAGCAGAGCAGAGAC
Messenger RNA from Phytophthora nicotianae INRA-310, 900 nucleotides. RefSeq lists its product as hypothetical. The record is from RefSeq and is a predicted model, not a curated record. Lineage: Eukaryota; Oomycota; Peronosporomycetes; Peronosporales; Peronosporaceae. The transcript has 2 exons. Bases 1 to 687 code for a protein of 228 amino acids.